Cyclopterus lumpus (lumpfish) is the source of this 2425-nucleotide messenger RNA. It is a transcript of the gene poll, whose product is annotated as polymerase (DNA directed), lambda. Gene Ontology annotation, cellular component: nucleus. Gene Ontology annotation, biological process: double-strand break repair via nonhomologous end joining. The transcript is spliced from 9 exons. Gene Ontology annotation, molecular function: DNA binding; DNA-directed DNA polymerase activity. The record is from RefSeq and is a predicted model, not a curated record. NCBI's taxonomy places the organism in Eukaryota, Metazoa, Chordata, Actinopteri, Perciformes, Cyclopteridae. The coding region runs from base 74 to 1777 and encodes 567 amino acids.
UUCUCUCUUCCUGUUUGUGCUCGUAUGGUUCCAUCUGUACUGGGGCCACUGGCGCCCCCCUUCAAGAAACAAGAUGGAGCAUCGUCACGGGAUUAUGAAAGCCUUUCCCAAAGUCAAGCGAGCUAGAGUGUUACAAGGAAAGGAUGCACCCCCAGUAAAGAAGAAACCUGAAGAAGUUGAUACCACAGGAAACUCUUUUGAUGGUGUCACAGUGUACAUCCUGCCUGCUGGAAUAGGAAAUGCCAGAUGCCAGAUCUUUCAAAGACAAAUUCGGCAGAAUGGAGGACAGACGGAGAGUUCACUGUGUGCCAGUGUCACUCAUGUUGUUGUGGAUGACAACAUGGACAGUGACAGGGCACAACGCUUACUACAAGUGGAUAGUAUGCCACCUGGAGUCCAACUAGUGAAAUGCAUUUGGUUGAGUUUGUGCAUCAGUGAGAAACAACUGCUUGAUGUUGACAGCUACAGCCUUCUUUUACCCAAGAGAGAAUCUGAAACACUGCAUGAAAAUAUUAAAGAAGAGCUGCUGAAUGUCAAGCCCGCUGACGGAACUAUUGCAGAGCCAGUGUUGGAUCAGACCAAGCAAGAGAAGACCAUAGACAUGACAGUUACAGACACUAAAGAGGAAGUGCAAGGUGAAGAAGAUGGGGUCUCACAAAGUGACCUGGAAGCUCUGAUCACUGGCCAGCACCCGAAAGAGGAGACUCCUGGCCUCAGCCUAGACCCGAGUCGAGACUCUGCUGCUCAGAAGGUGAUAUCAGGGAAGUGGGUCUGUGCCCAGUCCUCUCAGUCCAAAAUGAAUAACUUCAACAAACACAUCACAGACAAACUAGAAGUGCUGGCCAAGGCCUACACACACCAAGGGGACAGGUGGCGGGCGCUGGGCUAUUCCAAGGCUGUCAAUGCACUGAAGAGUUACCACAAGCCUAUCACAUCAUAUCAGGAGGCUUGUCAGAUUCCAGGAAUUGGUAAACGAAUGGCCGACAAAAUUGACGAGAUCAUGGAGAGCGGUCACCUGCGGAAGCUCGACCACCUCGGGGAGGCUGUGCCAGUUUUGGAGCUUUUUACUAAUGUCUGGGGUGCAGGAAUUAAAACUGCACGGCAGUGGUACCAACAGGGCUUUCGCACAUUGGAGGACAUCCGCACAAAAGCCCACCUGAGUAACACUCAGAAAAUAGGACUCAAGCACUACGAUGACAUUUUAGACCGCAUGCCCAGAGAAGAAGCAGCAGCCAUAGAGAAAGUGCUGAAGAAUGCUGCCCAGGCCGUAGACCCAGGCCUGGUGGCGAUGGCAUGUGGCUCCUAUCGUCGGGGAAAGGCCACAUGUGGAGAUGUUGACGUACUUGUAUCUCAUCCUGAUGGCAAGUCCCACAAGGGGGUGUUCAGUAAAUUGUUAAAGAGCCUCCAUGACAGUGGGUUUUUGACAGACGAUCUGGUGAGCCACGAAGAAAAUGGUGAGCAGAAGAAAUACAUGGGUGUGUGCCGUUUGCCAGGACCUGGCCACCGCCAUCGCAGGCUGGACAUCAUCGUAGUGCCCUACAAUGAGUUUGCCUGCGCUCUCAUGUAUUUCACUGGAUCGGCACACUUUAACCGCUCAAUGAGAGCGCUGGCAAAGACAAAAAAAAUGAGUUUAUCGGAGCAUUCGUUGAAUAAAGAUGUGGUGCGUCAGGGUAGCUUGAAGGUCUAUAGCGGCACUCCAAUUACUACACCGACAGAGAAGGAUGUGUUUAGUCUUAUAGGCAUACCAUAUAGACAGCCCCAUGAAAGGGACUGGUGAGCAUUUGCUAAUCACCAAACCAAUCACAAUGUCUUGUCAGGUUUUAUAGAAAAUUAUAUGAUGACAAUGCAAACUGCAAUUAACAGACACUUUUAUUGAUGUAUUACUGCUCCACAGAUCAUGCAGGAGCCUUGGUUUACUUGAAUGCUGAUUUUAUUCUACAUAUUAAAGGGGGGGGGGGUUCACUCAAAUGCAAAACAAAUUAUUUUCUUACUUUUCCUUAUGUCCUCUGUCCUCCAGUCCCAUAUUGUUUAGAUGUCCACCUCUAAAACUCCUGCUGCCACCCUGAUACAAUUAAUUGAAUUUAGUUGUAGGCUCCAGAGCCUUUAAACAUUUGAAUUUGAAUUUGGUAGGGACAGUAUUCUCAGCCGAAGGUCGCCAGAUUAAGCUGAGUACCCAAGAACAUUGUUGAAACAUUCUUUGCUAUUAAGUUUGACAAAUUACAAUAAUAAAACCUCUAUUAUAAAAACCUGGCAGCAAAGGUUACAAAGCCAAGUAUCUAAAAAACGUGUGGACUAACCACAUAAAAGUGGAAAAAUAUGUGAUAUUGCAAGUUGAGUGAACUGGGCUUUUUAAAGACAUUUUAAUAUAGCAGCUGCCUAAACCUGUAUAUUUUAUGGCAAUAAAACAUAUGAAAUGGUGAUGUCA